Tigriopus californicus is the source of this 726-nucleotide messenger RNA. RefSeq names its product U7 snRNA-associated Sm-like protein LSm10 (gene Lsm10). Bases 189 to 632 code for a protein of 147 amino acids. Gene Ontology annotation, cellular component: nuclear body; cytoplasmic U snRNP body. Gene Ontology annotation, biological process: mRNA 3'-end processing by stem-loop binding and cleavage. The transcript has 3 exons. The record is from RefSeq and is a predicted model, not a curated record. Lineage: Eukaryota; Metazoa; Arthropoda; Copepoda; Harpacticoida; Harpacticidae. Gene Ontology annotation, molecular function: histone pre-mRNA DCP binding; U7 snRNA binding.
ACAAACAAAAUGCAUCCUUUUGAGAGAUAUUAUUCAAGCAAAAAAAGCAUCUGAGUGAAAUACAAGCUAUAACGAUUCGGCCGAAGGAGACAACAAAUCGUUGACGCUCAGCAGUCUCCCUUGAUAUCGUUGCAGAAGCGUAACUCCAUUCCAACAGAGAAGACGACGAGCCUUUCCUAAACGUCAUCAUGAGCUCUGGUCAAGAAAGCUUCCUCAAGUUUAACACCCUGUCUUGCGUGGCGGGUCUUUGUGUGAAUCACGUGACUACGGUCGAGCUCCGCAAUGAUUCGCAUGUCACAGGACUUGUCAAGGAGGUUGACGGAUUUAUGAACGUGGUCAUGGAUGAUGUGGAGUUCGUGGACCCUCGGCAUAAUCGGAUGAAGUUUUCCACUUUCUUUGUUCAAAACCGGCUUGUUCGGUACAUUCAUAUUCCCAAGGAGAUCGACAUUGUCGCCGCGUUACCCAAAGUACUGGAACGAAGGAAACGAACGAAAGGCCCGCCCGAUCCAUCGGAUCCGGCACAAAAACUGAGUGGAGCCCGGAAGAAGAUCAUGAAAAUUCGAGAACAAAGGCGCAACGAAGAUCUGAUCAAUGCCAUGAAAAUGUGUGAAAACAAAGAUGCUGCCAAAUGAUGUGUGAAGUGACUGCUCGAAGCAUCAACACUUAUCAAAAUUUGUAGAUAUUUAAUAAAUGAAAGCACACUUAUUAAAUGGAAAGACUGUACUU